AUGAUCUUUUCCAGACGACAUCCAGUUACGUUCAUUGGCAAUGCGGUGGAGUACGUGGCGUACAUCCUCGACCGCAACCCAACGAGCGCGAGCGUCAAGCACGCGUCGCUGAUCGAUAUACUGAAGAAGCACGCUCUGUAUCUGCGGGACAUAAUCGCCUGUGACUCUAUCUGCUAG
Peronospora matthiolae is the source of this 177-nucleotide messenger RNA. Lineage: Eukaryota; Oomycota; Peronosporomycetes; Peronosporales; Peronosporaceae. The record is from the annotation of a GenBank genome assembly.